Messenger RNA from Penicillium subrubescens, 1215 nucleotides. RefSeq lists its product as uncharacterized. Lineage: Eukaryota; Fungi; Ascomycota; Eurotiomycetes; Eurotiales; Aspergillaceae. The coding region runs from base 1 to 1215 and encodes 404 amino acids. The record is from RefSeq and is a predicted model, not a curated record. The transcript has 3 exons.
AUGGGGAGCCGCCAGACAGAGACCCAAUCGCUGAAAGUCGAAAGUGGGGAUCAGAUGGCUCAUCAACUGGAUACCAGUGCUUCAGUCAGUGGCAGUUACGCUGGUUUCUCAGCCAGCGCGUCUGCUCAGUACAGUUACAGCACAACCCUCAGCCAUAGUAAAUACUAUGCCCUCAUUGAUUCGGUUCAUACGUCGUUCAGCCUGGAGCUCAAGGGUCAUGAAUUCACUGACUCGAGAAUCAACUCGGAUCUGGUGGAGGACGCUAGAAAUUGCCUGAAUGAGAGGAAACUGAUGACAUUCAUCGUCAAUGAGGAUAUGAGCAAAUUUACCUCCAAGGAAAAUUUCCAGAGCUACGUCAGCGCAGAGUUCAGCUUCGUGGGCAGUGCCAAAGCCGAUGCAAGCGUCAGAUCCACGAACGAGUACGACAGUCAUCGCAAAUCUCGCAACUUCAGCACCAAAGUGAAUGGUGGAAGUUCCAGCACAGAUAUGAUACUGUCUUCCGAACCCAAUGAUUCAGAGAGAUAUGCAGCGGCAUAUAGAGAAUGGGCCAAGAGUCUUGACAAUACCCUUUCAAGCAAUGUGAUAGACGUCCGGCUCGACAGUGUCGGCAACUUGCUUCAGAAUAGCUCCGUGGAGGAGCAUCGCGCGGUUUCAGGCAAGCUCAUCAAAGCUCUGGAGUACUUGGCGUCUAUGCGAACCUGUGAAGGAUUCCUCAAGAUUGAUGCACGCCAAAAGCCAACCGAUCUUACCUUUGCCCGUGGACUACAGAAAAGUGGCGGCCCGGGCCGGGUUCAGCCGCUACAAGGUACUAUGCGCAAGGUAUCUGCAACCUCGUUGGAGGUUUACGUCAAAUAUCCUGAUGCCAUAGCCGAUCUCGAUUUGGAGACUCUCAAAAAGCUUACUUCCGGUCCCUUCGCAGGCCAACAGGCGAUUGAUAUAUAUGUUCCGAUCUCGAUACUUGCUCCGCCUACGCCUGUCAUCGUGAAGCUGUCAGUUCUUUCGGGGGUUGCCGCGACCACGAUAUUGGACCUAUCGCCAGGCGGCCCAACCUUGAUUAAUGGUGUGCUACCUCCAUUUCCGGCAUUCGAGGAAUACACAUUCCCCGCGACUUCGCUCUUCGUACCUAGCGUUCAUCUCGCACCUUUCAACACCGGCCCUGUUCCCAAUGCUGAAUUGGCUAAAUUGGCCAGUUUGGCUCAAACUGUCAUUCAGUGA